ACAAUGGAAAAACAAAUGUGUGUUGUCAAAGUAAAUUUUGUUUAUGGUUGACCCAGGAACCAGUUGGGACUGUUUGCAUUUACUGAGUUAGUAGAUCUAUCUACAGAAUAUGUUUGUGCUCCAUGGAAUUGUUCAAAGAUGAUCUGACCAGGUACCUGGUGUAUUGAUUCAUUAUGGAGGAACCAAUGACACUUCAAAGGGAAUACAAAAGUAGACUGGUUGGUUGAAUUAUGUAAUGGAAUCAGGAUAGUUUGAACAUUAAGAAUGAAUGUGCCAAAUGUAAAAUGAAAUUUCAUUCUGUGCAUGGAAAAUUUAUAACUCUUUCGGAGAGUAAAACAGUUGGCACGAGAUCUGACACAGCCUACUGUCAUGGAAUAGUGUUCAGUGACCAACCUCUGAAGGUCACCCAAAAGGUGUCAUUUGAGGUCAAAACUACAGAUGCUUGGAGUGGGGGAAUCAGAAUUGGGGUGACUUCUUUUGACCCUGGAAAGCUGUCAAGUUCAGACCUACCCAAGUAUGCCAUUCCAAGUUUGUCCAAGAGAGAGGGAUUUUGGAUGUGUCCAAUAAGUGAAGGAAUAAUCUCGUCAGGCAGCCGGGUCACUGUGUACAUAAACAACAGGGGUCAGCUGCAGUUUUUUGUCAACAGUCUCUACAAAGGAGCGUGUCUCAGAGGACUUCCUAUCGGAAAGCCUCUAUGGCUGUGCCUUGAUCUUUACGGAAACACCAAAAGUGCCAAGUUCAUUAAAGCAGAUGAGGCUCCUAAGGAGAUUCUGGCUCGUGGACCAGAAGCAGUGCAUGCUUACGAGGAGGCGUGCAUAUCUGGUAAACAACCAGUAUACAGAACCAGAUUAAUGCUGGUGGGCCAGGAUCGGGUGGGCAAAACCAGUCUGAAGAGGGCCUUAACCAGACAAAAACAUAACAAAGAUGAGGAAGGAACUGUUGGAAUAGAUUUAUCCAAUUCCUGUUCCUUCAGCAAUCUCCAUGAUAAAUGGCAGAUGGCUAUACAGAGCGAAUAUGAAAAAGAGGCUGAGACCCAAGAAGAUCAGAAACAACUAGGAUUUUUGGGGGGUGUGGCGGGCUUGGAGGAAGAGUAUCACAAAGCAUUGGCAGAGAAUAUUGUCAAGGAAUUAAAUCAGCCAAAAUUUAGAAAAGAGUCCUCAAUCAGGGGACGGGCACCAAGCAGGGACAGUUCCAAGUCUGCAAAAAGGUCAUAUGAUUUGGAGAGUUUAAAGUCUAGUUCAUCUGUGCAUGGUAUGAUAGCUCACAUACCAGAGAAAUUGUCCCACAUUCCACCAGAAGUGUUUGUUGAUGUACCCGAGCGAGUGGUACAACUUGUACAGGAGAUGCUAGACCAGAACCGGGAACCAACUACCUCAAAGAACCAGCCAAAACUUUCCAAAUCUUCAUCAUUCAGAAGACAACUCAGUGCUGCAAAGCCACCGGCACCAGAAGUAACACCAACCACUUCACAGGAGCCAGACAAAAGGAGCAUAGAGAAAAAAGUGGUACUGAAUAUCUGGGAUUUCUCUGGGCAGUCUAUCUACUAUACAACUCACCAGGUGUUUCUGUCCCCCCGUGCUGUGUAUGUGAUUGUAUUCAAUUUGUGCCAUGAUUUACACUCCACGAGACCACAGAGCUCCUCCAUGGAGGAAUGGAGCACGGUGGAGUAUGUGGACUACUGGCUGAGGACUAUAUAUAGCCACACCUCCCAGAACAACACGAGCUCUGUCAGUAACAACCGCUUAUCUCCCCCUAUCUUAGUGGUGGGGACACACAGGAACAGCCUGUCAUCGGAUGAAGUGGAACAGAAGAGAUUGGUUGAGGAGAAAUUCGAUGAGUUGCGGACAUUUAUGAUGGACAAACCGUACACGAGACAUCUGAUUACUCCAUUUAUAGCCAUUGAAAAUGACAUGGUGGAGGGAGAGGAUGCCCAGAUUGGGGAGCUAAGGAAACUGAUAAAAGAGGCUGCCAGUGAAGAGCCUUACAUGGGAGAACAGAUGCCUAUUUGUUGGCUGAAGUUUGAACAGGAGAUUGCUAAACUUGUCGCCAAAGACACCACGCAUGCUUCUCAUGAUCAGAUUCAAGAGCUUGCCAGAAAUGUAGGCAUCACCGAUGAGAAUGAGAUUAAAAUCAUGGUGAAUUUCUACCAUGACCUUGGAUUGCUGAUACAUUAUGGGAGUUCUGGGACCAUUGACAACGUUCUGAGAAAUACUGUGGUUCUCCAGCCCCAUUGGCUGGUCAACAUGUUCCGAGCUGUAGUACUGGCCAGGCCCAAAAGUGAAAAGUGGAGUUUUAGUAAAGACAAAUGGAAAACCUUUGAGCAGAAGGGGAUUCUGGAGGAUUCAUUAGUGGAUGACAUCUGGAAGAAAGCGAACAUGCAAAAGACAGUUCUCUUGGGUUUGAUGGAGAAAUUUGAUCUUCUCUGUCCUGCUCACACACAGGCCAAUCAGAGACCUAAGUAUUAUUUUGUGCCAUCGAGAGUGACCAGUGAGAAUGACUCGGAUAAACGUUUAUAUGGUGACAAUGGAAGUAACGCAGUCUUCUACAUCAACUUCGCUGGAUUUCUGCCUGACGGACUGUUUUAUAGAAUUGUUACACGAACAACAAAAUGGUGCAUUGAGGGCAGUGGGAAGGAGCCCUACAGCUUGUUGAAAACUCAAGCAAGAUUUUUCUUGGAUGAUGAGCAUGACUUUGUGAUAGAAAUGGCUCCUCGAAAAUUUCACAGGAUAAAGAUGGUUGUGAUUAGAGUCAGUGAUUGUUCGGAAACAAACGAUGAUGAAACUGCCAAUAUGUCUCCCAAACCAAACGCUUGUGCCAAAUUAAGAAAUUUCCUAGAGAGUAGUCUGUUGGAACUGAAGGAGUCGUGGAUGAGACGACUGUCUUACUUCACUUGUGUGGAAUGUCCUUGUGGGCGGCCAUGUUAUCUCCAUGGUGAUGACAUGUGCAAGGAGGAGGGAUGUUUGCAUUUCUUAGAUUUAGAUGAAUGCUUGGCAAACAGGAUUGUAUGUUGUGAGCACAGACGAGUGAAAACUACAUCUAUUAAGCAAUGGUUUCCUGAAACUCACUCUCCAGUUUUUGAAGGUCAGAUCUUGCCUGCCAUUGACCUUGAGGAAUCUUAUGGAAACAUUGAAAAACUUGGCACCUCAUUGCCUGUGUGGGUCAAAGGUGCCGCAAAGCUACUCAAUGCAGGGGAGGAGAACCAGGACUGGCUGGCUCUGGCUAAAUACAUGGGUUACAAGGAGUCUCAGAUAGAGAAAUUUCUGGAUGACCUUAACCCUGGUCUGGCCUUAUUAACAGACUGGAUCAUCACCAGUGGUAACACGUCUCUCUCUGUGGACAUGCUGAUCACCUUCCUGGAGAAGAUGAACAGGGACGACGUGGUGGAGAUCAUUGAGAAAGCGAAUGACACCAACAAGGAUCCACCCCAGCUUUUCAUUAGUUACCAGUGGGACUCGCAGGACGACGUGAAGGCCCUCAGGGACAAGAUGGAGAAGAGUGGCUUUUCUUGUUGGAUGGACAUUGGUCAGAUGGGAGGUGGGGAUUUUCUGAGUGCCAAAAUUGACCAGGGAAUUCGCAACUGUAAGGUGGUCCUUGCAUGUAUUACGCCAAAAUAUGUGGUUUCUCACCACUGUAACAGAGAGCUAAGUCUUGCUGACCUGCUGAACAAAACCAUCAUCCCCAUCAUGUUUGAGGAGGUACCCUGGCCUCCCCCGGGAGGAAUGUCCCUCAUUUUCUCACAGCUCAUCUACAUAAACAUGAAAGGAGUUGGUGGACACGGAGGUACAGGUAUCCAUGCCGACAUCAAAGACAAAUACAAGGAGAUAGUCCAGAAACUGAUGAACUACAUUGUUCCGGACUUGACCAAGUAUUUUGACACCGAGACUUUAAUCAGCAAACAGUUUUCAAAUGACCACAUCAGUGUAGACAGUGAGCCCUACUCCACGCCGGUCGUGAUACCCGAGUCUACUGUGAAUUAUCGAGGCAACCCUGACACACGACAGCACAAUCUGCCGAGUUUUUCACGGCAGGAUGACUACGUUCCCCCACCCCCUCAUUAUCGGGCCCGGGAACAAGCUCAUGUGAACCAGUCUUGUUUGUGUAAUAUUUUAUGAUAAAACGACAAAAGAAUAUGUUGAAUAGAUUUAUUUUGUAUAUGAAUUGUACAUAGCAGAGAAUACACAACAGCUAUGUGUUCUUCUGUGAAAAAUGAUACUAGUAUUUUAAGGUAUUUCAAUACACCAAGUAGAUUGUAUUAAUUCCCACAUCUUUUCCAAGAUUAUAUAUGCUUAUACAUGGAACAAGAGAUGAAUUCUGGUUAAGGAAGUCUGCAAUGAAAUUCAAUUCAAUAGUUGUAUAUUUAAGUCUUUGCAAGUUGGCCAAAAACAGCGAUCCUAAAAACUAGUCUACCUCACUUAGUUAUAACAGCAGAGACUUUCUGUGCAUACACUGUUGUUCUCGCUCAGAAUUUCAACAUGUCUAUUGAAAUACCAUGGAUUGUGAUAUAGAAUAAGUCAAGUAUUUUGAUGUUUGUGAGGUGGUUUACAAAAAACCAUCUCUGAUUUAUAUGUUACAAGAAACCAUCUCCGAUUUAUAUGUUACAAGAAACCACUUCUGAUUUAUAUGUUACAAGAAACCACUUCUGAUUUAUAUGUUACAAGAAACCACUUCUGAUUUAUAUGUUAUAAGAAACCACCUCUGAUUUAUAUAUUACAAGAAACCACUUCUGAUUUAUAUGUUACAAGAAACCACUUCCGAUUUAUAUGUUACAAGAAACCACCUCCGAUUUAUAUGUUACAAGAAACCACCUCCGAUUUAUAUGUUACAAGAAACCACUUCUGAUUUAUAUAUUACAAGAAACCACUUCUGAUUUAUAGGUUACAAGAAACCACUUCUGAUUUAUAGGUUACAAGAAACCACUUCUGAUUUAUAUAUUACAAGAAACCACUUCUGAUUUAUAGGUUACAAGAAACCACUUCUGAUUUAUAGGUUACAAGAAACCACUUCUGAUUUAUAGGUUACAAGAAACCACUUCUGAUUUAUAUGUUACAAGAAACCACCUCUGAUGAACAUCUGGUUAUGACUAUGUCGUAUGAAGUUGUAAAUUAGAUAUUUAAAAAUUGAUGGAUAUAAUGAAUUACAGGAUGUAACGUAGCCAUUUUGACUCUUCAUGGAUGGCUGCUAUAUCUAUGUUGUACUGUAAAGGCUUGUCAUGUCUGUGCUAUAAUUAUAUGUAUGUGCAUUAAUCACAAAUCCCAUCAAUACACAUUGAACAAAUCCCAUCAGUACACAUUGAACAAUCCCAUCAGUACACAUUGAACAAAUCCCAUCAGUACACGGACAAAUCCCAUCAGUACAUGGACAAAUCCAUCAGUACAUGUUGAACAAAUCCCAUCAGUACACAUUGAACAGAUCCCACAGUACAUGUUGAACAAUCCCAUCAGUACAUGUUGAACAAUCCCAUCAGUACUCAGACAAAUCCCAUCAGUACACAGACAAAUCCAUCAGUACAUGUUGAACAAAUCCCAUCAGUACACAUUGAACAGAUCCCAUCAGUACAUGUUGAACAAUCCCAUCAGUACAUGUUGAACAAUCCCAUCAGUACACAUGAACAAAUCCCAUCUGUACACGGACAAAUCCCAUCAGUACAUGUUGAACAAUCCCAUCAGUACUUAGACAAAUCCCAUCAGUACACAUGAACAAAUCCCAUCAGUACACGGACAAAUCCCAUCAGUACAUGUUGAACAAAUCCCAUCAGUACACAUGAACAAAUCCCAUCAGUACACAUUGAACAAUCCCAUCAGUACACAUUGAACAAAUCCCAUCAGUACACAUGAACAAAUCCCAUCAGUACUCAGACAAAUCCCAUCAGUACACAGACAAAUCCAUCAGUACACAGACAAUCCCAUCAGUAGACAUUGAACAAAUCCCAUCAGUACACGGACAAAUCCCAUCAGUACAUGUUGAGCUGUUACAUGGAGUACAUUGUUGUACCUGCAAAUGACUCAUAUUUUUUUUAUUAUUCGUUUCGGUUGAAAACCAAGAAGAAUUUUAUCUGUGAUAUUUCAAAAGAUGACAGUGUCUGUAUAUAUACACUGCAUAUAUUACAUGUACUACUUUACUGUUUAACAAUGAUUUUUUGUGUGACGUGACUGAUUCUAUGAAGAUAAAUUGUCCACAUAUUUUGCAAUGAAAUUGCUUACAAACAAAAGUAUAGAAUGUUUUAUUUACUUAUUAUCAAAGUUAUAUUUAUACAAAGGGCAUUUUAAUGAUUAUUUUUGUUAAUGUAAACAAAUUCUGUCCAUUGAUUUAUUGAUAGGAAUGUAUUGAUCAUGAGCUAUUUCACAUUUAGUAGUGUGUUAUGUGGCCGCCAAUCUUUACAUUGUUAUAAUGCCAGUAAGUAAUUUUAUAAACCAUAUGUUAAAACUACUCAUGUGUAAUUAUAUUUUCAUCUUGUACAUGAACUGGACCCACAUGUUCUCAUAAGUAUCCAAGAAGUGUCUCUAAUGCUUUAAGCUGUAAUAGAUCUAAAUAUAAAGUUUUUCAUUAUUUAUAUCCAGCUUUUAUUUCUACCAGUUCUCAGAUCUGAAUGUUUACUUUUACCACAAUACAAACCUCUGGAUCUGAAUUUUUAUAUUGCUAUAUACCCAGAGAUUUAGGAUUUAAAGUUUUGUAGGGUUUUUUGUGUAUAGGAUGGUUAUGGGCAUUUUCUAGUUUCACUUUUGAGUUAGUGCCAGGAAGCAGAGUGUACAUUUUUUUACAUGGUUCUUACAAUUUGGUGCAGCAGCAGCAGCCUCUUUGUUUGUUUGUUUGUUUGUUCAAUGUUAUUACACCUGAAAGUUGGAAUGUUGUCUUGCAAAAGAAACUUGAAAAAUAAAUCUUAAAGUAACCACAUCAGGAAAAACCAAAGUACUGUACUUAAGCCUGAUUGGAAUAUUUAAAGACGGGUACAGUUAGAUUUAUAUGCAUGUAUAGUAUAUUUGUGCAAAUAUUAUUUUCAUUCUUUUCAAAGGCCUUGGCCAAAAGGUUGUUUCGGUGUUUUUUGUGUUGCCAUGGUUAUUAGAGUUUUUAAAUCUGUCCAUGUUCAGUUCUCACUGCGUGCUCUCUAAUCUGCCUUGACUUUAAACAAAAUUGAGGUUAUAAAGAUACCUUCUCUGUAUGUGUAUACGGUUUUAUUGACUGAAUGCAGCUGUUGGAAAUCCAUGUAGAGUGAAACACGCUUAAAAUGAAGUGUUGGGGACUUAAGACUCCACCUUGCUAUAAAUGUAGUAUGCUAUGUGUGUGUUUGAGACAACCAAUUCAUCAUUUCAGAAAAAAAUUAUUUUGAUUAAUAUCUAUGACAGCGGAAAAAGUUGUCUGAGCAAUGUUGAUUUAUUUUCAUACAUUAAAUGAAUCCAAAGCAUUAUUAUAAUCAAAAUUAAUUUCUUACAAAAGUGAGCACAUUUUUUUAGCGUUUGAGUCUCUUUACUUGUUUUAUUGGUUUGUUUGUCAGUUAAUUAAAACAAACAGUUAUGUCAAGGACACCUUCCAUAUUUUAAAAGAAUGCUAACUUCUGAACAGUGAUGUGUCUUGUGUGCUGUACGUACAACGAUUUCAAUUUCUAACAGAUAUCUUCACCACACGACACACAGGUUUCCUCCUUAUUCAUAACCCCAUCAUUUGGAACACCAUCAACAUAUUUUAUAAGAAUAGUGCUUAUGGAAAUGGGUGAAUUGUUACGAUUGUACAGCAUCAACAAUAUUGCCAUCAUCCAAACAUUGAACGACGAUCACAAACGAUAAAAUCAUCGACCUUUACAUUCUCAGUUCUGAAAAGGUCUAACAAAGGGGUAUGACGGUUGCAAUUGUCUUCGCUUUGACUCUUUGUUGUCUUUGCUUUGACUCUUUGUUGUCUUCGCUUUGACUCUUUGUUGUCUUCGCUUUGGCACUUUGUUGUCUUCGCUUUGACUCUUUGUUGUCUUUGCUUUGACACUUUGUUGUCUUUGCUUUGACUCUUUGUUGUCUUCCCUUUGACACUUUGUUGUCUUUGCUUUGACACUUUGUUGUCUUUGCUUUUGACUCUUUGUUGUCUUCGCUUUAACUCUUUGUUGUCUUCAGUAUCUUCAUUUACAUUAACUGAUUCACCAUUGAUGGACCAACAAACAAUACCAUGGUGAUGAUGGAAUCACGAGUCUCUCCAUAUUCGAUUUGAAAUCUUGGAUGCCUGUUCUGCAAAGUCUUCCGAUUUCGAUAAUACUAAUGGUCCACAUAAAUUUCAUGUUCAGCACAUUUUUCUGGGAAUCAUUUCAAUCUUGCAUAUAGGUCCUAGAUGCUUUUUCUUGCUGAUGAUAUGCAUGAAGAUCAUUUUUCAAAUAAUGUAAUUUUUUUAAUAGAUAGUGCUUAAAGAAUGAGUUAAAAUUAUUAUAUCACUUGCAGUGUCUUAUUUUGUUUUGAAGGGAUUUCACUUUCCAUUUUCUUUAGAGGGCAAGCAUGUUUUACAGUGAAAAUGACACGGCACAACUGCUUUUAAUUUAUAUGUGCACUUUGAGGAUUUCUUGUUUUUACUGUUCGAUUUGAUGUCUAGUAAGACCGUUAAGCAGUUGUUUUAUUCUCAAGUGGAUAUUGAAAUAUCAAGCUGUUACUAAUGUGUACAAUUGAGUUUGUGACUCAAUACAAAUUGAAAAAACAAGUUAUUCUUUUGUCAUUUGUUCAAGUUUCUACAUGUCUUUCAUCUUUUCUUUAAAAACAUAUAUUUGUAUAUGCCUUCUGUAAUAUUAAGGAAAUACACAUAUAAUAAAAGAAAAAGAUUUA
Molecule: messenger RNA, 8786 nt
Organism: Ostrea edulis (European flat oyster)
Lineage: Eukaryota; Metazoa; Mollusca; Bivalvia; Ostreida; Ostreidae
Exons: 23
Coding region: 285-4112 (1275 amino acids)
Biological process (GO): signal transduction
Molecular function (GO): protein binding
Source: RefSeq, a predicted model, not a curated record